GAACAUUACAGUAGAACCCACUACACGUAACACAUACACACAGAUAUAGAUAGAGAGAGAAGAUCUCAACUUUUCAUAAGAGCUUUUCAAAAUAUGGGUGAAGAGAAGAACGAAGAGGCAAGCAAAGAGGGCAAAAAAGAAGAAGAGAAAAAGGAAGAAGAAAAGAAAGAUGAAGAGCCUCAAGAAAUUGUGCUCAAGGUUGACAUGCACUGUGAGGCCUGCUCCAGAAAAGUUGCCAAAUCUCUGAAAGGAUUUCAAGGAGUGGAGGAUGUAACGGCAGAUUACAAGGCCAGUAAAGUUGUAGUGCAAGGCAAAACUGCAGACCCUGUAAAAGUGAGCGAGAGAAUUCGAAAGAAAAGUGGCCGAAAAGUAGAAAUCAUUUCACCAUUGCCAAAGCUACCUGAGGAGGUUAAGGAAGAAAUUAAAGAGGAGCCCAAAGAAGAAAAGAAAGAAGAGCCACCUGCUGUUAUAACAGUAGUGUUAAAAGUUCGAAUGCAUUGUGAAGCAUGUGCUCAAGUACUGCAUAAGAGAAUUAGAAAAGUUAAAGGUGUAGAAUCUGUGACAACUGAUCUUGCAAAUGAUAAAGUAAUUGUGAAAGGCGUUCUUGAUCCUGAGAAGCUUGUAAACGACGUGUACAAGAAAACCCGUAAGCAAGCAUCAAUAGUGAAGGACGAAGAAAAGAAGGAAGAGGAGAAGAAAGUCGAGGAAAAAAAGGAAGAAAAACCAGAUGAAAAGAGAGAAGAAAGUAAGGAAGAAGAUGAUACUAAAAUCGACAUCAAGAAAAGCGAAUACUGGCCUCCUCCCAGGUGCUACAUGGACUACGCGUACCCGCCACAAAUGUUCAGUGAUGACAAUCCACAUGCUUGCUAUGUUAUGUAAUCGAUUCGUUUACUUUCAGGGCAUUUUCGUUAGUUAUUUUACGUUAAAUUUGCCAUGUACUAGUAUAUAUCAUUAAUUAUACUGUUCUUUGGUAAUCCAAAGUUUGUGCCCUCUGCAGCAUUUUUCAAAAAUAACUCUACAUCCUGUUGUUUCAAGGGAAAUAAUUCUAUACAUCUUGGAAUA
Olea europaea var. sylvestris is the source of this 1062-nucleotide messenger RNA. Its product is annotated as heavy metal-associated isoprenylated plant protein 7-like. NCBI's taxonomy places the organism in Eukaryota, Viridiplantae, Streptophyta, Magnoliopsida, Lamiales, Oleaceae. The coding region runs from base 94 to 879 and encodes 261 amino acids. Gene Ontology annotation, molecular function: metal ion binding. The record is from RefSeq and is a predicted model, not a curated record. The transcript is spliced from 5 exons.